UAUUUAUAGACAUAGUAUAUAUAGAUAUACUAUGUCUAUGGUUAUAUUUGUUUGUUCGCUUGCACUUUCUGCGUUCUGUAUUCGGAUUCUUCGCUUUCUUUCCAAUGCACAAAUAUGACAGGACACUUGACUGAUUUCAAAUGCAGAUACAUAGAGACAACGAGGAUGUAUGCAGAUGUAUAGAUUGUGGACAUGUCGCAGUUAGUCGAGCUAUAACCUCUCUAUGAUAUUGUGAUUGGGAUUACUGAUUAAAAACAUCAAACAUACAAUAAGAUGUAUUUGGCUGCGCAAGAAUUGCGUGGGCGUAUUUAUCGUAUUUCUUUCUUGUAGUUCGAGAAGAAUGAUAGAAUAAUAUUAGAGACGGCAAUUUUUUUUAACCUUAAUUAAUUAAAAUGUGGAAACAGUCCAAAUUGUUAUGCAAUAGAUGCGCGUCGCAGAAGAGCAGAGUCUUAUCUCGUAAUCAUAAAACAGCGGAAGUAGUCACGAAACUCGCCAAUGUAACAACGGAAAACUCGGAAUAUGUACUUCCUAAAGAAGCGCGAGUUGUCAUAUGUGGAGGUGGAGUUAUGGGUGGUGCUGUGGCAUACCAUUUAUCUCUUUUAGGAUUAGGACCGGAGACUGUCUUAGUAGAAAGCGGCAGACUGGGAGGUGGAACAACAUGGCAUACUUCUGGAUUAGUAGGGGCCUUCAAACCUAGUCUAGCGCAAGUAAAACUUGCUCAAGAUAGUAUUGCCCUAUAUAAGGAAUUGGAGAAGAAAGAUCUCUCGACAGGCUGGAAGCAAUGCGGCAGUCUUUCUUUGGCACGAACGAGAGAUCGUAUGAUCUCGUUCAGGAGAAUGAAGGCACAAUCUGUGUCACGCGAUAUCGAAUGCCACUUGGUUUCCCCGAAAGAAAUUCAGGAUCUAUGUCCAUUGUUGCACAUUGACGAUCUAGUUGGAGGAUUAUGGAUUCCGAAAGAUGGUGUUGGUGAUCCGUAUCAGAUUUGUCUGACACUGAUUCAAGAAGCAAAACAAAGAGGUGUUACAGUAUUUGAGAAUUGUGCAGUCACUAAAGUUAUUAAUCAGAGUGGCCAAGUAAAAGCAGUGGAGACAACACACGGUGCCAUAGCAUGCCAACAUUUCGUAAAUUGUGCUGGAUUUUGGGCACGGAAUGUGGGUAAACUAAGCGAGCCAUAUGUGAAGGUACCUCUUCAUUCAGUAGAACAUUAUUAUUUACACACUAAACCUAUUGCUAAUUUAGAUCCGAUGACACCGGUUAUACGAGACUUAGAUGGAUAUAUCUAUUUUCGAGAGAACAACGGGCGAUUGUUAGCCGGUGGCUUCGAGCCAGUCGCGAAACCAGCAUUUGAGGAUGGCGUGAUUCCCGAAAGCACAGACAAGCGAUUUUUACCAGAAGAUUGGGAUCACUUUCACACUUUGUUGGAACAGAUGUUACAUCGAAUCCCUAGCUUGGGAAACGCAGUCCUGGAGAGACUCUGCAAUGGGCCCGAAGCGUUCUCCCCGGAUUGCAGAUGGAUCGUAGGAGAGGCUCCGGAAAUACGUAAUUAUUACAUCGCUGCCGGAAUGAAAACAGUCGGAAUAUCCGCUGCCGGUGGAGUCGGUCGUGCUACGGCGGAAUUGAUAGUCAAUGGAUCGACCUCGUUAGAUAUGUACGAAUUAGACGUCUCGCGUUUCCUCGGACUGCACAACAAUCGCAAGUUUUUACGAGAUCGAGUGCGAGAGGUGCCCGGAAUGCAUUACGCGCUGCAGUAUCCGUAUCUCGAAUUCAAAACCGGAAGGAACCUGAGAAUGUCGCCGAUCUAUCCGAAGCUCAGAGAUGCGGGCGCCGUUUUCGGUCAGGUCAUGGGUUACGAGAGACCGUCCUGGUUCCAGUCGGACGACGACUGCGAUCUGGAAUUCCCCGACGGUUUUCAAAGAUAUAAAAUAGCUUAUACGAAUACCUUCGGUAAGCCUCCUUGGUUCGACGCGGUCGCGCAAGAAUACGCCGCUUGCAGAGAAGCGAUCGGUCUGAGCGACUAUUCCUCCUUCACGAAGAUCGACUUAUGGUCGAACGACAUGGAAGUCGUGGAUCUGUUGCAGUACUUGUGUUCGAACGACGUUGAUGUACCCGUGGGAAGUAUUAUCCAUACUGGUAUGCAGAAUUAUCAGGGCGGUUAUGAAAAUGAUUGUAGUUUAGCGCGAAUCGCACCGAAUCAUUACAUGAUGAUCGCCCCGACUAUACAACAAACACGUUGCAAAAAUUGGAUACAUCGGCAUUUGCCGGCGGACGGUUCUGUUGCCGUAUCUGAUGUUACAUCGGCAUACACCGCAAUUUGCAUAAUGGGUCCGGCUACCAGAAAACUAUUAACCGAAUUGACAGACGUAGAUUUAAAUCCAAAAAACUUUCCGUUCUUUACAUUUAAGGAAUUGGAUGUUGGACUUGCCAAUGGCAUUCGUACGAUGAAUCUAACGCAUACCGGAGAACUUGGCUACGUUUUGUAUAUUCCAAACGAAUUUGCGCUGCACGUUUAUACAAGGCUUAUAGAGGCCGGGGCAAAGUAUGGGGUGAAACAUGCUGGUUAUUACGCGACGAGGGCUUUACGCGUCGAAAAGUUUUAUGCAUUUUGGGGGCAAGACUUGGAUACCUUCACCACUCCUUUGGAAUGCGGAAGAUCAUGGAGGGUGAAAUUCGAUAAAGGAGUCGACUUUAUCGGCAGACACGCUCUUCUGAGACAGCGCGAACAAGGAGUCAAGCGCAAAUAUGUGCAAUUAUUAUUAAACGAUCACGAUCCCGAGUUCGAUACUUGGAGCUGGGGCGGUGAGCCUAUUUAUCGAAACGGAAAAUAUUGCGGAAUGACAACGACCACGGGUUACGGAUUCACCUUUAAAAAACAAGUAUGUCUUGGAUUCGUGCAAAAUUUAGACUCGAAAGGUCAGCCGCAAGAAGUGACGAACGAAUACGUGUUAUCGGGCGAUUACGAGGUGAACGUCGCGGGCAUCAUGUAUCCCGCCAAGUGUCACUUGCACAGCCCGAAUCUACCGACCAAGUUCCCCGAUAAAGAGAGAGACGCUUAUCAUGCUACGCGCGAUCAGCAAUCUUUGUAAUCCGUAAAACGAUAAACGUUUUAAAUAUGUGUACAAACGAUGUAUAUAGCAAAAGAUUUAAUAAAAUUGUUUAAUAAUGCGAAUAAUCGCUCGUAAAAAUCGCUACAUCAAGAGAUCUAAAGAUCACAGUAGAGAUUCUUUGGGACAAAGGAUCGUGUAAAUAAAUUGGGUCCGUUAUCCAAUUCUCUGUCUCUCUCUCUCUCUCUCUCUCUCGUUGUGUAUCUACUCUAAUUCUUGAAAAAAUCACACAUAUAUACUAGUAUUUUAGACUAUAUGUCACAGGUUUUGAAAUGUAUCGUGUAUACACUUAUAUAUAAACAAUAUUGUUCCUUCUAAAAUGUAUAUUCCUCCUAUAAAUAUUAAUCUCUCAUUGUGCAACAUGCUAUUUCUCUGUGUAUGUAUCAUGUAUUCACUCGAAAACACAAUCAUAAUUAAUCGUACAUGCGCGCACGCGAGAAAUGUCUAUUGUAAUUGCAUUUGCUGAACACUAUUUGUUAUUUGUGUGAACUCUUAUUUUAUCACGAUACGCUUUAUUAUGUAUAUACUGACAUCUUUGCGUUUUGUGUUCACAAAACAUCAUAUAUGUAUAAUACACAGUGUGAAAUACAUUGCUCAAAAGA
Formica exsecta is the source of this 3703-nucleotide messenger RNA. RefSeq names its product pyruvate dehydrogenase phosphatase regulatory subunit, mitochondrial. Gene Ontology annotation, cellular component: mitochondrial matrix; mitochondrion; cytoplasm. The coding region runs from base 393 to 3083 and encodes 896 amino acids. NCBI's taxonomy places the organism in Eukaryota, Metazoa, Arthropoda, Insecta, Hymenoptera, Formicidae. Gene Ontology annotation, molecular function: oxidoreductase activity; protein binding. The record is from RefSeq and is a predicted model, not a curated record. The transcript is spliced from 14 exons.